CAAAGUGCGCGAGCACCGAGGGCAAAGUGCUUCCGCUUCCGUAUUUAGAUUACAGAUACAGACAAAUCUGACCGUGGAGAAGAAUAACUGUGUCCAAAUGCUAUCAGUUUACGGAUCUUCGGGAUUCUACAAAGCUCCAGUGAGUAAGGGUCUUGUGUGGCUGUCCCUGGCCGCAUCCUUUGCUUUCUCCUUCCCACUACAGCACUACAAGAGCUACCUCCUGUACAACCCACAGCUGCUGCUGGAGAAACACCAGAUAUGGCGGCUUCUCUCCUCCCGCGUGGCCUUUCUUGAUCUCAAGGAUCUGUUUGUGUGCUGCAUGCUGGUCUAUUACUUCAGGAUCUUUGAACGCAGAUUUGGAUCCAGAAAGUUUGUAUCGUACCUGAUGGCGUCAGGAGCCCUGGCCUGUGGUGUGGAGUUGGUGUCACUGUGGGUGUGUCAGCACCUGGAGAUAUCCGUGGAGAAUCUGCCAACAGGACCGAUCUGCUUCGUGUUUCCUCUGUUUGUGCCGUACUACUUUGAUAUUCCACGCGUCGCCAUGACUCACAUUCUGGGCGUGCCAGUCACAGGGAAGACGCUGACCUACAUCCUGGGUCUACAGGUUGCGAGUCCCACGUUUGAGACAAGACUUGUUGCAGUCUGUGGAAUUAUUGGUGGGUUGCUGUGGAGACUGAACUUUCUGAAAGUGAAGUCCCUGGUGGUGAUCCCGAGGUGUGUGGCCUCCAUGCUGGAUGCGACGCUGGGGCGGGUGCUGCAGUCGCCACCCCCGAAGACGCCGGAGCUGCCGAUGGGCGCCACGCUGGAGCUGCAGAGACAGGAGCAGCUGGACCGGCUGGAGCAGCAGAUGGUCAUGGCCUUCCAGAACUCACAGCCAGCCCACCGCCCAAACAUCGAUAUCCCCAGGCCACAGCCACUGAAUGUAGCAAACGGUCCUGGUAUAUUUGGAAACCCUGACUUUCUGUUACCACCUGGCUUACGUCAGCGCAAUAACAUGGACGAUGUCCCCCCUGACAACCACAACUCUGCCUCCGACCUCUCAGGACCACAGCUGGAGGAACAGGUGCAACGACUUGUAGAGAUGGGAUUUAGCCAGGACCGAGUAAGGCAUGCUCUCCAGGUUACCAACAAUGAUAUUUCCAUGGCAACCAAUGUUCUUCUACAGGAGACAUAACACAGGAUUGAUGAUGUCAAGCAGGGAUGUUUUAUUAAACUGCCAUAGAUCAUUACGUGGACAGUACUUGCUGGGAUGGAAGUUGCACUUCAGAUAAUGAACACCGCUCACUUGUGUUGCAGCAUGCCAUUGGAGGAAGUGGAAGUUUACUCUGAAUCAUGAAAUUUGAUUGGACCAAUUACUUUCAACACUCUCCUAGCAUGUUUACGUGUGGGUCAACAUUUUAGAUUUACCCCAUGGAUGUUAACUUGCCCAGAAAAGAAUUAACAUGCUGUGUCAGGAACCUGGCCAGGUCCUCAUGGACCAGACCCAUUGUGUGACUAUGUGUGACUGUCUGUGUGACUGUCUGUGUGACUGAGUGUGAUUGUGUGUGUGACAUCAGUCAGUCAUUACACGUGCUUAUAUACCAGAGUACUGACAGAUACAAGAAUAGUGACAGAUACUAGAGUACUGAUAGAUACUGAAGUACAGAGAGAUACUAAAGUACAGACAAAUACUAGAGUACUGGUGGCCUCGGAGAACAAAGGUGAUGGGGAAAGGUAUUGAGUAUUUAUCUUUAGGAUCAUACGUGAAGGCUGCGAAUGUAAACUGUCACAAUUUCAGUGUUGACUCACAGACAAAAGUAAUUUAUACCAAUUGAGAUUCACUAAUCAGUUUGUUUACUGUAGUGGCAAUGUUGAUACGUUGCAGAUUGGAUUCAGUGUCGAUUCACAGAUGAUAGUAAUUGAAACUCACUCAGUUUCACUAAUCUGUUUGUGUACUGAACUACAGUGAGAUUAUUCCAUGUACGUUUGAUGGUUCACUGCGGACUGACACUGAUGGAGUUUGUCACUCAUGUUAGAAUAUAUUAAGAGUUAUGACUCAGAAUGUGUUACUCACAUGAAUUUUACAUGAUAAUAUAUAGCAGUCAGGACUUAAGAAACAGUUACCAUAGGUGUUAUUAUGUUAAAACCGUGUUCGUUUAUAGUCAUGUUCUACUGUAUAUGGAUCAAUAGUCCUGAUGCACAUGGAUAAACAUUCUCAAUAUGUAGCCUAGUUAAUCUUUGAGCAUAAUUAAAAUGGCACCCUUAUAUGAAGUGAGGGAAACAUAAUGAGGCUUCUGAAGUGACCACAACUGUCAGUGAUGACAAAAUGUUCUACACAGGUAUUGGGGUGCAGUAGAGUGACAUCACUGUCCGUGAUGACAAAAUGUUCUACACAGGGAUUGGGGUGCAGUAGAGUGACGUCACUGUCCGUGAUGACAAAAUGUUCUACACAGGCAUUGGGGUGCAGUAGAGUGACAUCACUGUCCGUGAUGACAAAAUGUUCUACACAGGCAUUGGGGUCAGUAGAGUGACAUCACUGUCCGUGAUGACAAAAUGUUCUACACAGGCAUUGGGGUGCAGUAGAGUGACAUCACUGUCCGUGAUGACAAAAUGUUCUACACAGGCAUUGGGGUGCAGUAGAGUGACAUCACUGUCCGUGAUGACAAAAUGUUCUACACAGGCAUUGGGGUGCAGUAGAGUGACAUCACUGUCUGUGAUGAAGAAGUACCAAAUGGCAGGUUUCUUGGACUUCCUUGAGCUGAAUCCGUAAGCCUCUCCAUGCUAGGAGUAUUAUGGCAUGAGGUCAUGAAGCAAUGAAUUAUAUUCUAUUUAUCAGUGUAAAAGUUAAUUGUCUGAGGUGAUUAAAUUAUCAGGUUCUUGUGUAUUGUAGUCCUACCUUGAUACAUUGUGUAUCAUGUCAACGUGACGGUGCAUCCCUGUUACAAAUACAAGUCUGUUUAUGAAGCUUUCAUAUUCUGAACCUUGACUCUUGCACAGCAUACGCUGGUGAUUAAUAGUAACUUUGUAACUUUGCAUAAUACUGAUAGGAACACUAAUAAGAACACUGAUGACAGUUGUAAGGUUCCACAGUGGCGUGUGUUGUGUGAGUUCCUUGUUCCAUAUUCUUACUGUAAGGUCCUAUGUUGACAUGUGACUUCAUGGCCUGACAUGUGACUUCAUGGGUUUGACAUGUGACUUCAUGGGUUGACAUGUGACUUCAUGGGUUGACAUGUGACUUCAUGGGUUGACAUGUGACUUCAUGGGUUUGACAUGUGACUUCAUGGGUUUGACAUGUGACUUUUUGGGUUGACAUGUGACUUCAUGGGUUGACAUGUGACUUCAUGGGUUUGACAUGUGACUUUUUGGGUUGAUAUGUGACUUCAUGGGUUGACAUGUGACUUCAUGGGUUUGACAUGUGACUUCAUGGGUUUGACAUGUGACUUAAUGGGUUGACGUGAAUUCAUGGGUUUGACAUGUGACUUUUUGGGUUGACAUGUGACUUCAUGGGUUUGACAUGUGACUUCAUGGGUUGACAUGUGACUUCAUGGAUUGACAUGUGACUUCAUAGGUUGACACGUGACUUUUGGGGUUGACAUGUGACUUUUUGGGUUGACAUGUGCCUUUUUGUGUUGACAUGUGACUUUUUGGAUGGACAUGUGACUUUAUCCCCUAAGGCAGCUGAAUGUAAGGCGGGUAGAAAGUUUGAGAUCCUGUUGUAAAUGUGGUAGAUAUUGUAUCAAACAUCUUGAUUAGCUGACACAAGUGCUAUAUUGCAACAGAAGAUCAUUAAUACUGCUUGAAUCAUGUUAACAAAGGGGGGGCACGGGUGGCCCAGUCAUCUAAGGCGCCGCGAUUCGCUGUGCAGAGUUGCCUCCCUUGGGCACGCCAGAAACCUAUGAUUGUGGGUUCGAAUCCCGGUUCGCCCCGAUUAUGUUUCUAGGUUUGUCAGCACCAUACCUGUGCUCGUGGGAUUCACCGAAGUGGUAAACGUCUGAGACCUGCUUUCCUCCCACAUUAAGCUGACACGCUGCGAUAUAACUGGAAUACUGUUAAAAGCGGCGUUAAACCUAACUCUCUCACGCAUGUUAACAAAGAAUACAUCGCAUCGAAAUGAAUCUGAGUAAGGUAACUAUUUUAUGGUUUUUCAGUCUGUGGUAUUUUCGAAUGUAAUAAAUGCUAACAGUAUAUGACAAUAAGGUUGAUGUGUGAAUUAAUUGUAGUAGGAUCUCGGGCCAGUUCCGAUGUCACCACCACUCACUAAACAAUAACCACAGACUGUCAGUUGAUGUCAUGGGAGAAUGAAUGUAGAGCAUGAGGGACUUCAAUUGUGAAUAAAUGCUUUCAAAGA
Molecule: messenger RNA, 4324 nt
Organism: Haliotis rufescens (red abalone)
Lineage: Eukaryota; Metazoa; Mollusca; Gastropoda; Lepetellida; Haliotidae
Product: ubiquitin-associated domain-containing protein 2-like
Exons: 10
Coding region: 98-1171 (357 amino acids)
Molecular function (GO): serine-type endopeptidase activity; protein binding
Source: RefSeq, a predicted model, not a curated record